AUGGAUUUAUUGACUUGCGUUGAACUGAAGGCAACAUGUAAAUUAUAUGAGAAAACAUAUAUCCCUAAACCGAUUUGUGAGGACAACGGCCGACUAAGACCUCAACUGACUGAUGCUUCAAAUACUUCACAAUUCGUAGACCCACAAUCGUUUGCAGGACAAAAACCCAUUCGUCAAGCUGGCGAAGAGUGUGGAUCUUUUGUUAAGUUGUGUUUGUGCGUGAGUAGUCAUAUGAGAGAAAAGAGGACGGAAAUAGCAUGCACAGGUUCUAUCUGGAAACUUAUUUCGGAAACGUCGAGGGUGAGUUCUAUACAGAACGAUACACGGGAAAAUCAAUCUCGCGCGGUAAUUCCAAUACGAACCAAGUAUCCGCCAAAACUAUCCUUCCUGAACAAGAACCUUAAGACGAACAAUCAAUUUACAUGGAAUUUGAUGGAGUAUUGGACAUGGAAGACGGCCCUCCGGCCAAGAAAGCCUAGCAAUGAAGAGAUGCAACAGGCGACGAUGCCUUCAUAUCCAAACGCGAGCUUGGCAGUUGUAUGCGUACAGAAUUAA
This is a messenger RNA of Paraglomus brasilianum, 555 nucleotides long. NCBI's taxonomy places the organism in Eukaryota, Fungi, Glomeromycota, Glomeromycetes, Paraglomerales, Paraglomeraceae. The record is from the annotation of a GenBank genome assembly.